ACAAGACAGGCGAACGGCAGCCAGAAACAAUAUUUUCAAAAUGAGAGUUUUGAUUCUGUACGCGAUGCCGGUACUUUUCCUGUUGCAGCUGAGUUUCGGUGAAAGACAAACUAAUUUUGAAUUGGAGAAGUCCGAAAUACCAAAACCGCUGUUGAAAGAUUUGGACGCGGCAAAAAUUAAGCUCAACACCCAUGCCAUAUCAAAGAGAGGAUGGGGAUCCGUAUUCUUUUUAGGAGUUACAACAACUUUACGCUUAGGUGGUCUCGCAGUAAAUGUUGCUGGUGCAGUUACAAAGGGAUGUGCCUUCUUUCCUAGAAUGUGUGUCAACAUAAAGUCCAUGGAAAAUCUGGAGGAAGAAAUCAAAAGAGAAAAAAAGGAGUUUAAAGCUAUGUUCAUAAAACAUAACAAAAACUUUGUUGACUUUCGUGCCGCAUACACCAAUAACGGUUUUAUUAACUAUUAUAUCAAUGAAACAGUAAAAAAGAUUUCAACCAUCCGCGAAAUGCAGGAAGACAUCAAUGCCAAACUUGAAGCUUAUUUCCCCACCUCUGUAGAAUUAACAGAUAUUGCCAAUAAAAGCGACUUCAACACAUAUCUAUCAACAUUAAGUAUGCAACGUCUGGAAUAUUCCUUAAAAGACAUCCAGACUAUGCUACAAAAACAACAACAAAUGCAAAUUAUUGGGAUAGUCGCUCAAUUACUCAUCGAGUCUGCUAUAAAUUCAUUUUCAAGGUCAUUUCAAAAUGCAUAUGAGCAAGUUACAGAAGAUCUGUUUUACGGAAGUCAAAUUCAAGCGACCCUGGGGGAAUUUGAACAAACUUCAAAAUCUGCCGUAAAACAAAAAUUAAAAGCUGUUCCAAAAGUAUUAAAACAGAUGGCCAAGAAUGCUCGUGAUUCGUUCCUUAAAAGAAAAAAUGCAUUUGUAGAAAAAUUAAAGCAAGCAAAAACAAUGACUACACAGAAAUUGAAAUCUCUUAAAAAGGCUUUUACCAAAGAAGCAUGGAAGGAUAUUGGAGGUAAUAUGAAAGAAAACUUCAAGAAUUCAAUGAAAAACAUAAAAUUAAAAGCCAAAAUUGCUCAGGGUAUAUUUAAAGAAAAACUCGAUCAGGUAAAACAAUUUAAAAUUUCAAAGCUUAACAUCGGCUUAUCAGUGGUUGGCGUUAUUGGUGAUGUUGUCGCCAUUGGACUGAACCUUGAUGCCUGGAAAAAGAAAGACGAAGAAAUUGCAGAUGCCAAGACGAAGAUGGAAAACUACCUUGCAGAUUUAAAAGAAAACAAAAAUAAUUUAACGAACGUGAUAGUUCAACUUGGAGAAGAGUGGAAAAAAGUUAUUGGAACUUUUAAAGAAUCGUCAGAAACAUUUGAAUCUGUCAUGAAAAAUUUGUCCAAAUACAAUGACUUCGUAGAUGUGGUAGGUGUACCUCGCCUUGCAAUUAACGAAGCAAGAAACUUACUUUCUGUAAAUUAUCACGGCAUAAACAGGUACAAUAUACUUAGAUUUCAAAGUUCCGUUCUUGCGUUCUUAAAUGCCAAUAAUGAUAAUUUAACAGCUAUCAGCGAAGCUUUACGAGCACGAUCCAUUUUGUACGAUUAUGUUACCGAGAAUACGAACAAAAAUAAGGGAGUUUUGCAAAUGACUGACUUUCUACACUCCUUAUAUCGACUUGAUGCCUCUUCAGAAGUACGCAGUUAUGGUUCCCAGUUAAGAAAGAAGGAUGUCGUCUGCACGGUUGCAAUACUUAGGGCUGAUAAAAACUUCUAUGAUUACUAUCCUUUAGAGCCAUUUGUGCCCCGCUGUGAAGUUAAUGAUACGUUUUAUACGACGAUGGAUAAAGAAGCUACAAAACAAAGAAAUAUGAGGAUCAUGGAUGAAGUCAUAGAAAAUGAAUUCAAAGAAGAAUCUGUAAUUGGCUUGAGCGAAAUGAUGUCAGCUAUUCGGAACGCAUAUCAGUUUCAAAGCGAACAGUCUCUUCGUACUUUUGCCAGUUCUAUAACCGAAAAAGAUGUAUUGUGUCGAAUUGCAAGCAAAUAUACCACUAUCCCUGAAUAUGAUUUCAUUCCACUUUCAUUUUUCCGAAUUAACUGCCCUAACAUUUCAGAUGAAGACAUGAGGAAAAUCAAAGAAAAGGCAUCCAAAAACAAAAUGCUACAAGAAAAUAUAAAAUCCAUAAUGGACACGUGCACUAAGUGGAACUUUUGUCCUUGUAUUGCCAACAUAGCUGUUAUGAUUGGAGCAAACGAAGACGACACCAAAGCGGCCAUAAAACAGAUGUUACCAGAAAAGAAAACUUAUUGCGGAAGCACUGGGUGCAAAUGCAUAGAUCUGUGAUUCAUUGUCCAGAAAAAAACAUAUCGAACAUGGCUUGAUGAAUUUUUAUAAAUAUAUUUUUGUAGCCCUUCUUUGAGCGUAGUGUAUUUCUUUUUGUAUGUUUGUUUACACUUGACUUUUUUGUAAUCUAGUCAUUUUCUUAUCUUGUAUUUUCGUUCAUGUAUGUGUGUAUUUUGAAACUAACUUUUUCAGCCAGUGGUCGAAUACCUCCUCAUCACGGACUAAACCAAAAUCAAAUCAGUCCAAACUCAGGGUUUAUAAAGCUUACCUGAUUUACCGUAUUUUGCGAUAUUAUUUAGGUGAAUUGCAACAUAAUAAAUGUUUGGUCUUGAAAAUUGAAAUAAAAUGCAAUCAAUAUUCA
Saccostrea cuccullata (small rock oyster) is the source of this 2690-nucleotide messenger RNA. RefSeq lists its product as uncharacterized. Lineage: Eukaryota; Metazoa; Mollusca; Bivalvia; Ostreida; Ostreidae. The coding region runs from base 41 to 2329 and encodes 762 amino acids. The record is from RefSeq and is a predicted model, not a curated record. The transcript has 6 exons.